CACCAGUAAUGACACAACUACAGUUAUGCCAGUCACAAACACAACCAUCAACAUAACUGCAAGUACACCAGUCACCCAGACUAACAACGACACCACUGCCAGUACGCCAUUUACACACACAAGCAACAGCACGGCUAUGGUUACAUCUCCCACAAGCAACCAUUCAACUAACAUUACUCCAGUCACACCCACAAGCAACAACACAACUUUUAUUACAGCAACUACACCACUAAGCAACAUCACAACUUCAACUACUGAAGAAACCAGCAACAGCACAGCAAUUACAACAACACUCACCCCAGUAAGCUCUACAGCUGCGUUAACUCCAACUACUCAACCAAACACUACUAACACCUCUCCUGAGACUGCUGCAUCUACUACCGCACCCUUGUCCUCAACUGCUGCCAUAAACACAACACUCACAGCUGGACCCUCACCCUCUUCACCCACCACCAUCUCCAACUCCAGCUCUUUCCCUCCAAGCACCUCCCCAGGCAAUAGCACCGUACCCCCCAGUGGAAAUGCCACCACCCUUAGUCCCUCAACAGCAAGCUCAGGAGUGACAAAUCACACUGCAGUAACCGCAACUACAACUCUUUCAACUGAAGCUAGUGGCAUUACAACUGCCAUUCCAACCACCAUCUCUUACAUCACAACCACCACCCUGCAACCAACACAGAUCACUACCAGCAACCAAACCACUCCAGCUCCACCCACCACCACGCAGAGUCCAGUCAUAGUGUGUCCAGCUGUCCCAUGUCCACUUGAAAGCGUCUGUCUUAAUGGCACUUGCCAGUGUCUCUCUGGUACCUACCUGCUGAAUGGACAUUGUGUACCUGCCCAUGUGUUCCCAGGGAGGCUUCAUCUUACCACCUUAACAUUUCAAAACGAAAUGUUCAACAGGUCUUCAAAGAUAUUCCAGAUGACGGCUGCUAACAUUUCAGCAACACUUAGCAAUAUCCUCAAGAAUCAGCCAGGGUAUAUCCGGUCUGAUGUUGUGCAACUUGAACCAGGUAGCGUGCAAGCAACUGUAAAUAAUGUGUUUAGUGACACCACUGAAAAUCAAACUACCAUUUUUAACGCCAUAAAGGAAGCUAUAAAAACUUCCACUGGACUUCUGGCUGGAGCUGAAUAUACAAGUGUAAACCUGUGUGAGCAGAAACCAUUACCUUGUGAUGCCUCCACUACAGUAUGCACAAAUACAAAUGGCCAGGCUGCAUGUGCCUGUAAAGAUGGCUACAUCUCCAAUGUGUACUCAAACACUAGUUGCAAAGCGUGUCCAAGCGGACAGAGGGCAGUGGGAGAAGUGUGUGAAGCAUGUCCCUUUGGGUAUGCUGGAUUCAACUGCAAUGACUCGGCCCUGCUGGCAGUGGUGAUCAUUUCCUGUGUACUAGGAGGAAUUCUACUCAUUCUUAUCCUGGCUUUGCUCAUAUACUGCUGCUGGAGGAUGUGCUCUAAUAGAAAGCAAGACAUUAGCAGCAGCCCUUACUCAACAGAAGACUUAAACCAGCCCUGGCCUACUGGCAUCAUGCCCAUCCCCCGUGCCAACAGUAAAUGGGAUGGGGCUCCUCCUAUAGAGAUGACAGAAGGGGGCAGCAGUAAUACCCUGGUGGACAAAAGGCCUCAAAGCAAUGGAAUGGGGUUUCAGCGGAAGCAGAAAGGAUGGAAAAAGACGGGAUCGUACGAUCUCAACCCAGAAGGAAUGAUGACCUUCAAAGGUAAAAAUACAUCUCGUUACUCGUAUCUGGUUCAAGGCCAUGAAAAUCCUUACUUCUUACCUGGAGACGAGAAGAAAAACUGAAACUAAAACACUAAAACCUUCAAAUGAGCGAGGAAGACGGGAUCAAAAAGAAGCAACUGGUUCGAAACUCUGGGACUACAGAUACAUAUCCUGAGAAGAGUUAUUUAUGAAGAUACUUUACCCUCUGAGCUUAUUUGCAUUAAUGAUGAAUCACAAAUGACAUUUAAAAAAAAAAAUCUUGAAAAUUACCAAAGAGAUUCAUUUGUGUGCAUCAUGUCUGCUCUUAAUGGUUACAACCAGUGGGUGUCGCUGUUGCUCAUUACAUUCAUAUAUAGUAUAAUAACAGUUUUUUUUAACAACAGCUGACUUUUAAUCCUUUUUUUAUGCUUUGAUGAAUUCAAAUAGAAUUUUAAAAAUGAAGCAUCUUAUUUUGCUAAUUGCACUAAAGUAUAUAAUAAGUUUACUAUUAGUUUUUAUAUAAAUCAGAGGUAAAUUGAAUGUGGGUUCUUAUGGGGUACCUGCUAUUUUUCCUAAAAGGAUGUGAUUUUUUUUUUUUUUUUUGUAUUAAGCAAAUUGUGAAUGACUAAAGGGGCUGGAUCCCUGUUUGGGAGUAUUUAAAGGGAUUUAUGUUGUAGCAGUCUGUAUCUGUUGAAGCUACACUUGCAAAAUGUGCCUGUUUAAUAGUCUGUUUGAUGAAUAGGAAACAUUGUGCUAAGCUGGCAAAAAAAAAAAAAGAAGCCUGUCUGCUUUUUUUUUCGAUGUGCCAAAAAUCAUUUGUAAACAUUUUUUUGAGGAUUCUGUAUAAAUUAUAUAUUUAUCUUUGUGCUUCUGAGAGACUGGACUGUUUUAUAAGUGUGUGUUUUUGUAAAGAAAAAGACUGUGUGCACACAUCCAGCAGAAAUAAAUUAAUUUAAA
Neolamprologus brichardi is the source of this 2656-nucleotide messenger RNA. RefSeq lists its product as uncharacterized. NCBI's taxonomy places the organism in Eukaryota, Metazoa, Chordata, Actinopteri, Cichliformes, Cichlidae. The record is from RefSeq and is a predicted model, not a curated record.